Microplitis mediator is the source of this 2673-nucleotide messenger RNA. Its product is annotated as coiled-coil domain-containing protein 102A. The coding region runs from base 283 to 1887 and encodes 534 amino acids. The transcript is spliced from 3 exons. NCBI's taxonomy places the organism in Eukaryota, Metazoa, Arthropoda, Insecta, Hymenoptera, Braconidae. The record is from RefSeq and is a predicted model, not a curated record.
AGAACAAAAUAUAACACUUGUAGACAUUAAAAUUAAAUAUAUAGCAAUCAUUACAUUUUAGAAAAUAUGAAAAUGGAUUUACAUCGAAGAAAAUUACUACCAGUAUUGUGUCUAGUUUUUUUAAUUCAAAAAUUAUUUUAAAUUUAUUAAUAAUUAAAACUGUAAUGAAAAUAUUCGAAACCAUACGUCAGAUUUUGACAUCUAUGGAUUUGUAUCUUGUCAAGACAUAAUUUAUUACAACAAUUAUUUAUUUAUUACCAGGUUAGUUUUGUGGGUAUCACCAUGGCACAGUCGACAGCCAGUGGAACAUCAUCACGUAGACAUAUUAAAGAUCAUGAUAUUAGUACAAAUACUCGUUUACCUCAUUAUGGAGAUAGUGAAUGGGAAACUAGAGAGGCACUUAGACAAAGAGAAUUAGAAGAAGCUCGAGCUCGAGCCGCACAAAUGGAAAAAACAAUGAGAUGGUGGUCCGACUGCACAGCAAACUGGCGGGAAAAAUGGAGUAAAGUUCGUAACGAACGUAAUAAAGCGCGCGAGGAAGCUAAAUUAUUGCGCACAAAAUUAGAAAUAGCUGUCAAGGAUGCCAACAGUUAUAAGCACGAGUCCCAAGAGCUCGAGCAUCAGAAUGAACAGUUACGUAAAGAAAUGGAGAAAAUUCACAUGGUCUUACUGAAGCAUGCCGGACAAUUUGACCGGCAGAUAGUCAAUAUCAUCGAAUCAGAUCCACAGCUACGGAAUUCACUUGGUAUCGAUGAUUUACUAGAGCUGUACAAUAACGUCGACAGGUGUGACAAAACAUCACCGAGUAAUUGCCGUAAAAGUCCGCGCGAUGACAGCUGUCAGGAUUCUAAAUGUGAGUCAACUGAUCGUGACAUUGAGGAGUAUGUUUUGCAAGGUGCUGUGCCAAAGCAUGCCGUCGAAUUGUACAAAGAAGGAUCAAUGAGUAGCUUGGAACGAGACAUUGCCAAGCUGAUGGACGACAAUAACAAAAUACCAGAUAGAAUUGACCUGAAGUCAACGUUAAAUGACGACGAUGAUCCUCUGCAAGUUCAUAUGGCGAUGUUCAAUUUAGGACUUGAAGAUUCGAAAAAUAAUGAACUGUCUGAUAACCAAACUCUUGAACAAUUGAGACUUGAAGUCAUUCAGUUACGUAGUAGGUGCGAUGAACUGCAAAAAAGUCGUGCUGAUGUUAUCAAAGAGCUGAGCGAUUUGAAAGAACAGUAUCAGAUUGAGUUGAUGGCAGCGCAAGCUGAUCUGCUUGAUGAAGCAGCCAAUCGUGAGGGUAUGGACCAACGUCUGAAUGAAUUACGCGGGGAAUUAGAAAGACUGCAAAGUGAAAAUGCCGCUGAGUGGGCGAAACGCGAGCGAUUGGAGACUGAGAAGAGUUCACUUGAGCGGGAAAAUAAACAGCUGGUUAAUGAGAUGCGUGAAAUGCAAGAUAGAGUUGACUCGAGAAGAUCACGUGGUUCGUUAUUGGAUGGAGAUACCAGGCAACUGCAGCAGGAUUUACUGGACAUGAAACAUUUGAAUGCUAAAUUGAAGAAGGCUUUGAAUGAAAAAACUACAGAGUUAACUCACGCGUUACGUAGAUCUGAACAAUAUGAGACGGAAGUUAAAAGAGUUAGGGCACGAGUUGAAGAGCUGAAGAAAGAGUUGGCUUGUGCGCAAGAUGAAGUUGACGCUGCUACAAAUACUGUAAGAAAAUUGCAGCGUAACAAUGAAAAUCUUAUCGAACAAUUGGAGUCUGCUAAUGUUCAGAUAGAGCAUUUCAAAAAUAGUAGUUCAGAACCUUGUGCACCAGAUGUUGUUGCUGAAAUACUUGAUGAUAAAUCUCGAGAUGAUGACAAUGAUGACUCGCCAAUUGAUUUCCGAAGUAAACGGAUCUAGAUUUGUUAAUAUAAAUAUUUAAGAUAAAUUAUUAUUUAUCAGUUAUCAUUCCACAAGCGACUAAGGAUCGUAAUAUUCUUUUUUAUUUUUUUAUAUUUAUUUUAUACGUUAACUAGGGUUUAAAUAAAUAAAUUAUAUAAUUGUAAAUAUUUUACCAAUCUUGAGAGUUUAUAAUUAAAGGCCGAGGGAAAAAUUGAGCUGAUUAUUUUUUAAAAAUUAUUAUUUUAUUUUAACUCGUCCCCUUUCUGGGUAAACUUCGCAACUUUUUUUUCAUAAUUAAAAUUAUGAGUGAAAAACAUUCUUUGGUACUGCUAUUGCUGCUACCAAAUUUGUGUUGUUUUUCCUCUCUUAUGUCAAUUAAAAAAUCUUUUAGAUGACAUUUGACAACUUUUUGUCGUCACUUGUGUUGAGUCUUUUAAGUAGAUAUUUUUUCGGUGAUAUAAAUUUUUGAUCGUUUUGUCAACAUCUUGGUGUCUUGAUAUGUCAAAAAGUAGCGUAAAAACUGACAUCUUACAGAUGUUACAAAGGCAAGUGUGCAGCUUGGGACAGAAUAGAUGUUUUGACCGAUUUCUGAAAAAAUUAUAAUUUUGCAGAUACGAGAUUUACCCAGAAAGGGGAGGAAUUGUCCUGGUGAUACUCAAUCGCGAAUGUUCAAAAAUAUGGGUCAACUUUAUCGUAACACGUAAAUCCUUGUCGCUUAAAAAAAAACGCACACGUGAUAGAGGAAAAUAUUAAAAUUGUUAAUCACGUCCCCUAUGAGUGAAUAAAAAAUAAAAUAAAAAUUUA